GUCUGGGUGCUAUGUGCAACACUAAAUGUCAGCUGAAGAGGGGCAAAGACACCGGGUUAUUUUAGUGGGCCAUUCCCCUGAGCGUUAGAAACUAUAAAUCUGAACCGUUUCCCCCUAUCCUCAGUUGGCGUGUGCAUCCAACACUCCAUCAGCUUUUCUCUCCCAAAGAUCUGAUAAUAGUACAUGACCAAAGAUGGCGGAUGCACCGGGCAAACCAAAGUCCAAGAUCAGCUCAGGUCGCAGACUGGGGUUGAAGAUGAAGCUGCUGUAUACAGCAUUCGACAUGCUUGUCGUUGAGAAGGAGGACAAGAUACAAGAGAGAUUGGACACACUCGCUGAACGAGUACCUCCGAUCAAGUUGUCAGGCCUGUCGGUACAGGAGCUCCAGGACCUUUGCAAAGAUCUGCAUCACAAAAUUGAUGUGGUUGAUGAGGAACGCUAUGAUGUUGAAGUCAAAGUGUUUAAAACUGACAAGGAGAUUGUGGAAAUGAAGAUGAAGGUGGCAGAGCUGACAAGGAAGAAGCCUGUGCUGAAGAGAGUGAAACUAUCCGCGGAGCAAUUGCUCCAAGUUCUCCUGGGCUCCAGCAAAUCGACGUCCGUUGACUUCAAAGCAAACCUCAAGACAGUCAAGAAAGAGGAGGAGAAGAAAGAGGAGGUGACUGACUGGCGUAAGAAUGUGGAGGCCAUGUCAGGCAUGGAGGGCAGGAAGAAGCUGUUUGACGCUGGUGGACAGUAACAGGAUCUUAAAUGGACUAAACACACUUGACUGAUUAAGUUGAUUUUUAUCACCUUUUUAUUUCUCAUGAGAAUUAUGUUUCAUGUAUGUGUUCAUCAAAUGUGUACAUUACCUUUUAGAAAAUACUAGCCAGGCAUGUACAGUAUGAUUUGAAGAUUUGAGCAAUGAAUUCAAAAUAAACAUAAGAUCUUUUGCAUAAUGGGCAUGACAACA
Molecule: messenger RNA, 949 nt
Organism: Clupea harengus (Atlantic herring)
Lineage: Eukaryota; Metazoa; Chordata; Actinopteri; Clupeiformes; Clupeidae
Product: troponin I, slow skeletal muscle-like
Biological process (GO): skeletal muscle contraction; cardiac muscle contraction
Cellular component (GO): troponin complex
Source: RefSeq, a predicted model, not a curated record